AUGUUCGACAAGACCAUAACCUCUACUGCAACAUGUCUUUGCCAGACCGGAGACGAGUUACAUAUUAUUUUGACCCGGAAGUGGGAGGAUAUACUUAUGAUGCACCUCAGAAAGGGGAGGGCAGACACUGCAUGAAACCACACCGCAUAUUCAUAACGCAUCACUUGGUUCGCGCAUACAACAUGCUUGACAAGAUGCAUGUCUUGCGCGCCAAACGCGCUACCCCAGAAGACAUGACUCGGUUCCACACGGACGAAUACGUGAAUUUCUUGCAACGCGUUACACCGGAGACCGCUGAGGAUCUAACUUAUAAGUAUACCAGAUUCCUGAGCGCGGACGGCGAUAACCCCGCUUUCGAGGGCUUAUUCGAGUUCUGCUCGAUAUCCGCCGGAGGCUCAUUAGCGGCUGCACGCGCAAUCUCUUCCAGCGCCGCCGACAUCGCCAUCAACUGGGCGGGUGGUCUGCACCACGCAAAGAAACGCGAGGCGUCCGGCUUCUGCUACAUCAACGACAUCAACCUCGCCAUCCUCGAGCUCCUCCGCACAUACCCCCGCGUCCUCUACAUCGACAUCGACUGUCAUCACGGCGACGGCGUCGAAGAGGCAUUCUAUACCACCGACCGGGUCAUGACAUGCAGCUUUCACAAGUUUGGCGACUUCUUCCCGGGUACGGGAGAUUACAGGGACACGGGGUUUGGCAAGGGUAAAGGCUAUUCCGUUAACGUGCCCCUGCGUGAGGGUAUCACGGAUGAAGCGUACAAGAGUCUCUUUGAGCCUAUCAUCAGCAAAAUACUCGAAGUCUUCCUACCCUCCGCAGUGGUACUCCAAUGUGGCGCAGAUUCCCUGGCCGGCGACAAGCUCGGCGAGCUCAACCUGAGCAUGCAUGGGCACGCCGCGUGCGUGCAGUUCCUCCGUAAGCAGAAUGUCCCGCUGAUGCUCCUUGGCGGCGGCGGAUACACCGCGAAGAACGUCGCCCGGACGUGGUGCUACGAGACCGCCUGCGCGCUCGGCAUCGAGGACACCAUCGACCCCAUGUUGCCGUACAACGCGUACUUCGAGUGGUUCGGCCCGCGGUACCGGCUCGAGGUCCCGGGGACCAACCGGGAGGAUUAUAAUCUGAGGGACGGAUAUGUUCACGAGAUAAGACAGAUUGUGCUGCAACAGUUGUCCCAAUUACAGCCUGCGCCUUCGGUCGGCAUACACGACGUCCCCAGCGAGAGUGUGGGGGAUCACCUAGGCUGGCGGAUGGCAGAAAGCGAACCACGGGACGAACUAGACAAGGACUUGGCCCAACAUGCACGGCUUAUCUACAAGAUCCAAGAGGCCGAAGCCUACUCGGACGAGACGGACGACACCGAUUCGGACUCACUGAGCCGGCGCAUGCCCCGGCGCGCCCCCAGGAAGCGCAUGAGCAUCGUCACGAACAAGGUGCUGGACACCCCGCAGUUGCACGAGUUCGAGCGCGAGCAUGAGGCCUACUGCGGGCACGUCGGAAAGCACACGAGGAGACGAUUCUUUGAGUGGGACAAUAGUUGGCGGGGGCCCGACAGCGUCGUCGAAGUGUAUACUUUGCCUGGACUUGGUGUUCCCGGAGUCAGUGUAGGGGAGUCGAUGGCCGGCGGCAGGAGGGGCUAUGACCUGGAUGUCGAUGAUGGUAUGAUCUUGAUGGAUUGACAGAGAUUAUUCUACUGGAUUUUUAGUUCCGUGUAUUAUUAUAUUGUAUUAUCUAUUCGUUUGAUCCUGGUGCUCCUUGGUUUUCUCUGCAGUUCUCAUUAGCC
Molecule: messenger RNA, 1777 nt
Organism: Gloeophyllum trabeum ATCC 11539
Lineage: Eukaryota; Fungi; Basidiomycota; Agaricomycetes; Gloeophyllales; Gloeophyllaceae
Product: histone deacetylase
Exons: 8
Coding region: 33-1673 (546 amino acids)
Molecular function (GO): histone deacetylase activity
Source: RefSeq, a predicted model, not a curated record